AUGAAGCAUGUGGACACACGGCUAGAGCAAACUUCAUUUGACAAGCUUGUAGCCUCAUUGACAGACACAUUGGGUCCAUCUUCCGGCCUAACGUUGGAUGAUGUUGACGUAACUUCACUCAUGUGUUUAAUGAAGCUUUACGAUAGCCAGGAUCGCGAUUGGGCAAAGUACGCCUUCGGUGACAGUGAUGCAGACUAUACAAGAAAUCUGGUCGACGAGGGGAAUGGUAAGAGCAAUUUGCUUGUGCUCGUAUGGUCUCCCGGUAAGGGCAGCCCAAUUCACGAUCAUGGUAACGCCCACUGUUUGAUGAAGAUCCUCAAGGGCAACUUAACAGAGACACGAUAUGCCUUCCCGCAACAAGGACAUGGUCAUCCGCUGGAAAUAAUAUCGGGAACAACUCACAGCGAGAACGAAGUCGUAUAUAUGGCAGAUGAGCUUGGUCUGCACCAAAUGUCUAACAAAGGCAGCGACUUUGCUGUUUCACUUCAUUUAUAUACUCCUCCACAUGUAGCCAGGAAAGGUUGUUGUAUUUUUGAUGAGAGGACGGGGAAAAAGAAUUAUGUUUCAGGCGAUUCCUAUCAUUCAGCCUAUGGUAGACUUCUAAAGAAUUGA
Truncatella angustata is the source of this 612-nucleotide messenger RNA. RefSeq names its product cysteine dioxygenase. Bases 1 to 612 code for a protein of 203 amino acids. The transcript has 3 exons. Gene Ontology annotation, biological process: L-cysteine catabolic process. Gene Ontology annotation, molecular function: cysteine dioxygenase activity; ferrous iron binding. NCBI's taxonomy places the organism in Eukaryota, Fungi, Ascomycota, Sordariomycetes, Amphisphaeriales, Sporocadaceae. The record is from RefSeq and is a predicted model, not a curated record.